CAAAGACCAAAACAUAACUUCGGUAUAAAUGUUAUAACGUUAUGCUCAAACAUUUCAAAAUAUGUUCAUUAUUGUACUUGAUUUUUGGUCAUCUUUGAUUUGAACCGGAGACUUAAGGCUUAUAUUUCAUCGCUGACAACUACGAAAGGUUCAAUCUCUGGUUCUACCAUUAUAAUUCUUAAUAUGGAAAGAGCAAUGUCUAUAGAAGAAGAAUACGUUGCUCUCAAAGAAUCACCAUUUACAAAAGAAUCGUUGAACACCUCCUCGCCAGCUAUAGCUUUAGACUGGAGCGAUAAACAAUCGUGUUUUAAUGUUACUUUGCUUGCUUUGAGUCGGGAUGAAAACGAAGAGAGGUUGUGGUCUGAUAAUUUUACUAUUAGAAAAAUACAACGACGCCAUUGUGAACUUUGUCUGGUGCAUCCAGAGAUAAAAAAUAUGCUGCCACAACUACCACGUGAGCCUCAAGGUGUAUGGGGCUACAUUCAAUGGACGAAAGUGCGUACGGAAGAUUGCAAAAAUUUAGAGGAAUACUUCAAAAAUGCCUUCAUCUAUUGUGGUUGGAAGCUGUUUUCGAGCGUCUUUUUCGGAGAGCCGAUCAUUUUUGAUGAGGAUUAUACAAUUUCGACGAUGGAACUAAAGCGAAACAAGGUCCUCAAAGAGGUUCAAUACUGUUCUGGGAUAUUUCAAAAUCAUCUGGUCGAAAAAGAAGAGAUGAAAAAUGUCGACGCACUUUUUGCAUGGUAUGAAAAACUGUGGUGUCAUUUAAAUGAAUCGAGUGAAGCGGAAAGAAAAUUAUUGACAUUUGACAUUGAGCCUUACGAAGAACUGAGAGACAUAACACAAAGACAGCGCUCAGAAUGUGCUUCGAUGCUCAAUCAACAAUCAAUGACCGCGUCCAUGAUGCAAAAUAACAACGAAACUUUCUCUGAGUUGGAAGAGCAAUUUGUUGAAACGGUUAAAAGUAUAAAUGAAAUGACGAUUGCGCAGUUGAAUACAUCUGUGGCAAGAUUAAAAUUGAUAUUGACACAACUCCAAAAAGAUCGAGAAAAGUUUACUGAAGAUGAUGAGAAAUUAAUGAUAGUUGAAAUGAAGCUGUUCGAGUUGGAGAAAACGAUUUUGACAGAAGACAUAGAAAUACUGAACUGCCAAAGUCAGCUGUCGUUGUUUGAACGGGACAAAAUACGACGAGAUGUUUUGGUCAUGGACGAGGAUUUGAGCAUGGUGAAAAAGGUCAACGAGAAAGAACUACAAGUGUACAAAAAACAGCUAGAAAUACUCGAUGCUCUUUUGAAUAUCCAAGACAAAUCAGAAAAACUCGCUCGCCUUAAUUUGAACAGAAAGAUAAGGGGUACCAUGGUAAAGGAAGAUGAAAUGAAAACAGUAUCUGCUUUGCAGAAAACGAUCGUUAAUACUGGGAGAAAGAAGUCCGUACUACGCACCAAGCAGAAAUUGUGCAUGACGGAAAUCAAGAAGUUGGAAUCUAAGGAUGAAGAAGAGAGAGAACUGUACGAGAGCCAUCACAAAAUACGAAUGAAAAUUGAAAGGCGUCGUGAAGAAGAUGAGCCGAAGAUUGGAGUGAGACUCGAAGAGCGACAAAGAACAUUACUGAGACUUAAAGAAUACAAAAAGAAAUAUCCAGUAAAGAGAGAAGUGAAACCACCUCGUUACCAGUCUCGUUCAAUGCGAAAACAAGAACAGAAAGAAAAUAGAAAAACUAAAGAUCCCAAGACAAGCAACGCAACAAAAGAGAACGCAAGGAACACGAGAACACCAACCAAUAUUUCUCAGCAACCCACAACCUCGCAACAAACUUCGUCAUCAGCAAUUCCCUCGCCUCCAUCAUCAUCUCCCCAAUCAGUCCCGUUAUCACCACCACCAGUUGCACCCCCAUCCCCACCAGUUGCACCACCCCAUCAGUUGUACCACCCCACCAGUUGCACCACCCCACCAGUUGCACCACCCCACCAGUUGCACCCCACCACCCCCACCACCACCACUUGCACCCCCACUUCCCCCAAGUGUACCAGAAUUGACAAAGAACGGAAACGGUCCAACACAUCAAGCUGCAUCUUUGAGCCAACGUACAUUAGAUAUGAAUGACUUGAAAGCUGCCAGAAAUCUUUUGAAAAAAGGUGAGCCGCCGGCCGGGGAGAAAAAGAACAACGGGUCCGGUUGUUUGCCGUCUGGUGACGACUUAUCCCGAGCGUUGCUAAACGUCAAACUACGUAAAGUAGAACGCAAAGAGAAACCGGCAGAUUUAUCUCCAAAUGGAGCAGAAUUUUUGAAAAAAGCUCUCGAACGCAUGAACAAGUUUACCACGCUCUCGUUUGAUGGGGAUGAUGAUGAUUUUGAGGAGCAAGAGUGGUAACCGAUGUACAGCGCGAUGUAGGAAUUAAUAAUGUAUUUAUUAUAUAAUGUAUAAUUGAUUUAUUUAUCAUGUUAAACAAGUGUCGAAAAUCUAGACGAAAGAUGCAUUCGAAAAAUGUAAAAACAGUAAAUUGACCUUUUGUAAUCCGUCAUAAAAAACUUUUCAUGAAAAUAUUCGUUCGCAAACUCAGUCACAUGAUGAAAAGUUUACAACGAAUUGAAAAUGAAGUUUUGUAAAAAAUGUCGUAGUUUGGUUGACGACAAAACAAAGAGCCGACAAAAUUUGGCAAGUGCUGAGUGUCUAAGUGUGGAAAGAUUGUUGAAAGCAACUGCACUAUACAUCUUUAAUCAACAUAAUUCGACUACUCAAAAUAAAUAACUUUUUGUUGUUUUAUAAAA
Molecule: messenger RNA, 2766 nt
Organism: Xenia sp. Carnegie-2017
Lineage: Eukaryota; Metazoa; Cnidaria; Anthozoa; Malacalcyonacea; Xeniidae
Product: junction-mediating and -regulatory protein-like
Exons: 9
Coding region: 184-2100 (638 amino acids)
Biological process (GO): Arp2/3 complex-mediated actin nucleation
Cellular component (GO): cytoplasm
Molecular function (GO): Arp2/3 complex binding
Source: RefSeq, a predicted model, not a curated record